GUCUUCACCGGCGACUUACUGACACGCCCGAGCCGAGUCGUGGUGCCGCGGAGAGCAAGUCCGAGCUGCGGCGACCAAACAUUCGAGAGUCGACAACUGCCCGGAGGAGACAACACAGACAGUGUAGCGCCAUGACGACGCUGCUGGACCUGAAGAGUAGCGUCUUGCGCCAGGUGCAAAGGAGCCAGUCGCUGAGGAGCCGCAGGGAGUCGCCGCCCGCUGCCGGCAGCCCCCUUAGCCACUGCCCGGAGCCGUUAUCCCGAAGGAUUUCUGAGGAGAGCAUGGAGUUCUUUGAGCGUAUGAACACUAUUCUGCAGAAACAGGAGAACAUGUUGCAGGCCGGCCAGGCUGAGUGCCAAAGAGGAGCCUGCACCGUGCCGCCGCCACAAGAGCACGUGGACCAGGCCUUUAUCCACGACAGAAUCACCAGGACGGAGCUGGACUUGAUCUAUGAGGAGGUUGUGUACACCCUGGUCAACAGAGUAGGGGUGCCCUCAUCAGAACAUGUGACGAGUGACGAAGAGCUGUUUGCCUACCUUCGGAAGGUUUUUGAUAUGGGCGAGGAGGAGCAUGACAUCAUACUUCAGAAAGUGCAAGAAUCCAAGAGAGCCACAUUUUCUUUGAGCGCUUCUGUCUUGAAAGCCAAGAAUCUGCUGGCUAAGGAUGCCAAUGGCUACAGCGACCCCUACUGCAUGCUGGGAAUCCUGGAGGGGCAAAGCCCGAGGGAGUCUGAGGAGAAGAAGGAGAGGAAGUUCAGCUUCAGGAAAAGGAAGGACAAGCUGGAGAAACGGUCCAGCACCAAGGAGGCCCUUCCGGCCAGGUGCAUCCAGGUGACCGAGGUCAAGCCAGAGACCCUCAACCCGGUCUGGGACGAGCACUUUGUCUUUGAAGUGGAUGACGUCCAUAGUGACUUGCUACAUUUGGACAUUUGGGAUCACGAUGACGACGUCUCGGUGGCCGAGGCCUGCAAAAAGCUCAAUGAAGUCAGCGGACUUAGAGGAAUGGGAAGGUAUUUUAAGCAGAUUGCAAAAUCGGUGCGUGCUAACGGAUCAUCAUCAUCCGGCUCCGAGGAGAAUGCCGACGACUUCCUGGGAUGCAUCAACAUCUCUUUAAAUGAGAUUCCCAUUGGCGGCUUCGACACUUGGUUCAAACUGGAGCCUCGCUCGAGCGCCUCCAAAGUGCAGGGCGAAUGUCACUUGAUACUGAAGCUGUUCACAAGCCAGAGAGACACGACGCUGUCGAAGAAAGAGUCAAAUGUGUCCAUCCACAAGAAACUGCUGAGUCAGAUUGUAGAGCAUGAGCACGCUCAUGUCAAGCGUGAGCCGUACAACUGGAAUGGGCAGGUCAGCCCCCCGGUGUGGACGGUGCUGACUCACCAUGCUGUGCAGACGGACCUCACCCGUCUCCAACAGUCCAUUAUUCGCUGGCAGUGCUACAGCGGCCAUCAUCGAACCCAGCGGGUGUGCUACUCCCUGCUGCUGCGCCUCCUGAGGGCCAUCGAUGCAGAGUGGGACCCUCCCUCUGUGAGAGGAGACCUGGAGAGGCAGCUGUCAGACAGCUUCAGGCUGUACACAGAGCACUGCCUGUGCCUGAUGAAGAACAUGCGACAGGUUUUCCCCUGCACCAGCGCCGCCGCCAUUACGCGCUACGAGCUCAUGCUGAGAGGGAUCGGCUACAUGCAGAACAUGCGGGCGUUUAAGAGCGUUUGCCCCCUGCGUAACGAGCUGCACUUGGACAUCACAUCUGCCGUGAAGAAAGGAACCUCUGAGUGGUACGAGGGCUUAAUGGCGCAGUACAAGCCAGAGGAUGGGUCGCUGGAGGAGCAGCUGAAAAAACUGGUUGUAGUGGUGGACGCCGUCUGCGCAGACAUGCAGAGAGCUCAGAAUAUCUACAACAAACUCUUCUACAGUGCGGUCAAAGUGGAUUUCUUCAGUGUGACCUACAGGCAGCUGGAAAAGAUGGUGGCCGAUGAUGUCAACGUGGCCAUGGAGAGGCUUUGCGGCACUCUGGAGCAGGAAAGUUCCAGACUGACGCAGACGAUGGGCGAGACUGUCUUUGAGCUUUUCGUGUCAUUGAAGAGCCUCAAGGGCUUCCGGGAGUUUCUUCCUCUCAAAGAUGCAAAGAUGUUGGCCUUGACAGUAUUCCACAACUGGUUCAAGUCGUCCAUUCACAAGUUCCUGCAGAUUGUUCACGACAGGUCAUGUGACAGGAUCUGCAAAGCGGUGGAAACAGACAAGAUAGAAGCGGUGCAGCAGGCCAAGCACAGUUCCUCGGCGCUGGAAGUGACGUCCUGCUUCCGACAAGUCCGAGACAUCUGGCUCCAGCUGGCAUGGCCGGACUCUGCGGGCGCUUUCAUCUUUGUCACCCGCUUGACGGACAACUUUUGCAGCGAGGCUGUGUACUACUCGGAGAUGCUCACGCGCAAGAUUGAGAGGAGCCAGCUGGGCCGGGACCACAAUAGCUUCAUAGUGCAGCUGUCCGUGGCCCUCAAUGACGUGGAGCACGUACGCGUCUUCCUGGGUCACCUGCCCCGCGACCUGGACUGGCCGGGCGUGGAACGCGCCAUGGAGGAGUCGUGCGGCGCCGAGGGCAAGGAGCAGGUGUUCAAGGCCCUCAACGGGCAGCUUUUCAACAUGAACCUGGACCUGCAGAAGGAAGCCAAGCAUCUCAUCGCGCUGCUCACGGACAAGAUGGUGCCUGAGUUGCGGCGUUACAUCCAGCACAUCAGCUUGUCUCCUGACUCCAUCAACAACGACGUCGCCGUCGCCCCCCUCAUGAAGUACCUGCAGGACACCGUGGUCAUCCUCACCGACACGCUGGUGAAGGACAACCUUACCCGGGUUCUGCAGAGCUUGUGGGAGCUGCUGCUGCGCAUGAUCCUGGACUCGGUCACGGAGAACCGCGGCGUUCAGGUGGAGUUCUACAACCGCUUCCAGUACACUGUAGAGACCUUAUUGCACUUCCUUCAAGAAAAUGGUCUGUCCCUAGAAGAUAUGAAGAGUGGAGACUACAAGGCCCUGGAGGAGGAGCUGAAGCUGAACAAAUGUUCCUCCUUCGAAUUGAUCGAACAGUACUACCUGGAAAAGAUCUCCCUGCAGAAAACCCUCAAACACACACGCUUCGGUCGGAUCAGUGUCAAGUGCUACUACGACGCUCCAGAGCAGAGGCUGACUGUAGAGAUUCUGCACGCCGCCGACAUCAUGGCACUGGACGCGAAUGGCCUGAGCGACCCGUUCGUCAUCGUGGAGCUGUGUCCGCACCACCUCUUCCCGCUGGCCAAGAGCCAGCGCACGCAGGUGAAGCUGAAGACGCUGCACCCCGUGUUCGACGAGCUCUUCUACUUCCACGUGAGUCCCGAGCAGUACAGGCACAGAUUCGCCUGCUUGACCUUCACCGUGAUGGACUACGACUGGCUGUCCACCAACGACUUCGCCGGCGAGGCCGUGGCCCCGCUCAGCGACUUCUGCUGGCCGGGGAGGCCCAACGCCACAGCGGCUGGCAAGAGCGUGCAGCCCUUCAUCCUCCAUCUGUCUCGCAGCAAACCCAGCGAGAAGCCGAUCAUGCGGAUGCUGGACGCUCGGCCGGGUGACAGGGAGGCUCAGGAGUUUGUCCGCAGGCUGAAGGAGAUUGAGAAGUCCAUGGAGGAGGAGUAAAAAAAACGAACAAAAAAAA
Phycodurus eques (leafy seadragon) is the source of this 3672-nucleotide messenger RNA. It is a transcript of the gene baiap3, whose product is annotated as BAI1 associated protein 3. Lineage: Eukaryota; Metazoa; Chordata; Actinopteri; Syngnathiformes; Syngnathidae. The record is from RefSeq and is a predicted model, not a curated record. The transcript is spliced from 34 exons. Bases 132 to 3653 code for a protein of 1173 amino acids.